Prosopis cineraria is the source of this 1697-nucleotide messenger RNA. Its product is annotated as tryptophan synthase beta chain 1-like. Lineage: Eukaryota; Viridiplantae; Streptophyta; Magnoliopsida; Fabales; Fabaceae. The transcript is spliced from 4 exons. Gene Ontology annotation, biological process: L-tryptophan biosynthetic process. Gene Ontology annotation, cellular component: cytoplasm. Gene Ontology annotation, molecular function: tryptophan synthase activity. The record is from RefSeq and is a predicted model, not a curated record. Bases 58 to 1569 code for a protein of 503 amino acids.
CUUGUUUACAUAACACUCACUAUCUUACCUAUCUAGCACCCCCACAAACCCAAAAUUAUGGCAUCCAAAAUUCAUGCUUCUGCUUUUAGCACCCAAGAGUGUGCCUUCACUAACAGUGGGAAAUUAACAGAUAGGCCAAGAGUGGCCAAAAUCCAUGGCUCAGUAAGGGCUCAAGCUCAAGCUGUGGUCACGAGCACUCCUCACAAGACUUUGAGGAUCUCCAAGUUGCCUGAUGAAUUGACCACUUCAGUGAUCACGACCAGACAUUUCCUCAUAGAAACACCUCUUCAAGUCCCUAAGAGCCAACCCAUCAAUUUACCAGGCAAGUUUGGUAAAUUUGGAGGCAAGUUCGUACCUGAAACACUCAUUGCUUGUCUCCACCAGCUUGAAGCUGAGUUCACAAAAGCCAUUCACGAUGAUGACUUUCAGGAAGAGCUAGAGGAGGCACUCAGAGACUUCGUUGGGAGAGAGACACCCCUGUAUCAUGCUCGGAGGUUGACAGAGUUCUACAAGAGCAAAAAUGGCGGCCAAGGACCGGAGAUUUUCCUCAAGAGAGAGGAUCUCUGCCACGGUGGCUCCCACAAGAUGAAUAACGCUCUUGCUCAGGUCAUGAUCGCCAAACGCAUCGGCCGGAAACUCGUCGUGACAGCCACAGCCUCUGGCGACCACGGGCUCGCUACCGCCUCCGCAUGCGCCAAACUGGGAUUGGACUGCAAAAUCUUCAUGGCCACAAAAGACAUGGAACGACAACAACCCAAUGUUCAGUUGAUGAACUUGUUGGGUGCUCAGGUUGAAGGGGUGAACGGGCAGUUUAAAGAUGCAGCAUCGGAGGCUAUCAGGGAUUGGGUGGGCAACAUGGAAGGAAGCUACCACCUGACGGGGACGGCGGUGGGGCCCCACCCGUGUCCCACCAUGGUCCGAUACUUUCAGUCGGUGAUAGGGAGAGAGACGAGGAGGCAAGCUCUGGAGAAAUGGGGAGGUAAACCUGACGCGCUGGUGGCUUGCGUGGGAACAGGGUCCAAUGCGCUGGGCUUGUUUCACGAGUUCAUCGGAGAUGCGGACGUGAGGCUGGUCGGAGUAGAAGCCGGAGGUUUAGGGCUGGAGAGUGGAAGACACGCGUCGACUUUGUCUAAGGGAUCCGUGGGUGUUUAUCACGGAGCCAUGAGCUACCUUCUUCAGGACGAGUAUGGCCAGACCAUCGAACCACACUCCAUUGCGGUGGGGAUGCAGUACCCAGCGGUGGGUCCAGAGCUAAGCCAUCUGAAAGAAACAGGGCGUGCGGAGUUCUACUCAGUAACAGACCAAGAAGCUCUUGAUGCAUAUGAAAGAGUGUGCAGACUGGAAGGGAUAUGGGCGUCGUUGGAGGCGUCACACGCAUUAGGGAUAUUGGAGAAGCUGAUUCCGACUUUAGCAGAUGGAGCGAAGGUGGUUGUGAAUUGCAGUGCCCGUGGAGACGAAGACGUUGAGACAGUCUACAAACACAGACAGUUUGAUGGAUCCCUUAAACGUACCACGGCUCUUCAAGCUGAGCUUGACCACCGCAACCAACUCAUGCCUGCUUCAUCUUGAACAUGUGUUUUAGUAUGCCUUGUGGGCCCCUUCAAUUCAUGUAAAGUCACUAUGACAUCAAAUUGAUCAUCAUGCUAAGAAAAAAUAUAUUAUUUAUCAAAAUACUACAUCUUGUAAAAUAAUUACCA